This is a messenger RNA of Bombina bombina (fire-bellied toad), 3117 nucleotides long. It is a transcript of the gene USP45, whose product is annotated as ubiquitin specific peptidase 45. NCBI's taxonomy places the organism in Eukaryota, Metazoa, Chordata, Amphibia, Anura, Bombinatoridae. The coding region runs from base 203 to 2680 and encodes 825 amino acids. The record is from RefSeq and is a predicted model, not a curated record. Gene Ontology annotation, molecular function: cysteine-type deubiquitinase activity; zinc ion binding. Gene Ontology annotation, biological process: protein deubiquitination. The transcript has 19 exons.
CAGAAAUAAACUCACUGUCUCAGUAACCAGAACCUGUGAAAUAUCGGCUGCCAGGAAGGGGCUAAACAUAGCCUGUGUGCUUUAGGACAUGAGCCCUAGCGGCUACCGUAGUUAUUUGACGCUUCAGUAUUAGCGCUUCUCCGGAACACGUGGGGUUGAUUUGGGUACUGGAUUUGAGUGCAACAUAACUUCUUUCGGGUUUAUGCCCGCUGUACAACCGAUCCUGGCUUACAUUAAGCGGGACAUGAGGGUGAAACAGUCAACCUUGUGGGGAACUUCAGAGAAGAACAAGAGGAGCAAAAGAGCAAACCGGCCUCAAGAUGAGGAUUCUUCCGAUGACCUUGCAGGACUAACAUGCCAUCACGUCUGCAAGGCAGUUGAUGUGAACAAUGUUAAAAGAGCUGUGGCACAAGCUGUGUGGUCUGUAUGCAAUGAGUGCAUGAAAGAGAGAAGGACCAGAGAUGGAGAACUUGUUGCCCCUUCUGAUGUCUGGCUAUGCCUUAAAUGCGGCCAUCAGGGCUGUGGUGUAAACUCUGAAGGUCAACACUCAAAGAACCACUUUAAAAGUUUAUACCCAGAGCCUCACAGCAUUGUAAUCAAUCUCAGUACGUGGGUUAUUUGGUGUUAUGAAUGUGACGAAGAGCUUUCAACUCAGUGCAACAAGAAGGCCCUAGCUCAGAUUGCUGACUUCCUCCAAAAACAUUCAUCUCGCUCUACAAAAGGUUCGUCUUCUAAAGUUGUUCUUCUUCGAGAAGAGUGCAGUGAAGUUGGUGAAAUACAUGCCGGAAAAAGUUUUGUUAGCAGUUCUGUACCCGUGAAAGGAAUAAAUAAUUUGGGGAACACAUGCUUCUUUAAUGCUGUCAUGCAGAAUUUGGCACAAACACAUAUGUUAAAUGAAGCGUUAAAUGAAAUUAAAGAAAAAGGGACAAAGCUUAAAAUUGUCCCUAAUGCAGAAUCAGAGCUGGAUCCUUUGGUAAUCAGCCUCUCCACUCCUGGGCCAUUGACCUCGGCAGUAUUUCUGUUCUUGCACAGUAUGAAAGAAGGUGAAAAGGAACCGCUUUCUCCCAAAGUGCUGUUUAACCAGCUAUGCCAGAAGGCCCCUCGGUUUAAAACGUUUCAGCAACAGGACAGCCAGGAGCUUCUGCACUACUUGCUGGAUGCCAUGCAGUUAGAAGAAACCAAGCGUAUACAAGCUGGGAUUUUGAAAGCAUUUAAUAACCCAACUAGUAAAACAGCUGAUGAAGAAACUAAGAGAAAAGUGAAAGCUUAUGGAAGAGAAGGUGUGAAGAUGAACUUUGUUGACAGAGUAUUCGUUGGUGAAUUGACGAGCACAGUCAUGUGUGAGGAAUGUGGAAAUAUAUCAACUGUAAAAGAAGCAUUUAUUGAUCUCUCACUUCCAAUUAUAGAGGAAAGGGUUUCUAAACCUGUGGCCAUUGGAAGAGGAAACAAAGAUAAAGAUGUGACAGAGAAGGAAACCCCUCACUGGAAUUGCAAUAAUAAUCAGCCAAUGAAGAGGAGGCAGCAACUAACCAAAAAUAACAACCAAUUAACUCAAGAACAGAUGUUGUCCGUAGAGGAUGACAAUAGAAACCCAGUCAUAAUGCAAGAUAAUAGUGUUAAUGCUGACAUAAAUAUCAAAACUGAAAGUCCAUUAUUAGAGGAGUUUAAUGCAACUCCAGGAAAUGUUUCCAUUGGCAGUCAGUCUGAGGGCAGCGAAAAAGGAGACUGCAGCCAGUCAGAAAGCAGUGGAGAUGCAGAUAGUGAGGCCUCAGAGUACGAAACUUUAUCACUCCAUAUAGACUCUAAAAGAGGAAGUUCUGCUUCUGGAGAAAGUACAAGUUCCAAUCAGCGCAUGCCAAUGAACAGUAACGAAGUCACUCAGAACUCUGUAGACUCUGAUUAUGGAGCCUUAAGUGGAACUUUUUCCAAUCUCAGCUUAAAUUCUAUGGAUAACUCAUUAACUGAAAAAGAGCCAACAAGUUUCACAAAAAACCUGCCUUGUUUACUGGAAAACAUUGUAUUACCUAGAACCCCUCUGAAUGCUUUCCAGACACUCUCCCAAGGCUACGUUACAAGCUCUAAAGAAUGUUCCAUCCAAUCGUGUCUUUACCAGUUUACUACUGUCGAGCUGCUAAUGGGUAACAAUAAACUGCUGUGUGAAAUCUGUACAGAAAACAGACUGAAGUACCAAAGAAAAACAACUUCUUAUGGUGACAAGCAGGAAAGUGUGUACACCAAUGCUAGGAAACAGCUAUUAAUUUCUGCAGCACCAGCUAAUCUCAUACUACACCUGAAGAGGUUCUACCAGAAUGGCUUAACCUUGCGGAAAAUUAAUAGGCAUGUAGACUUUCCAUUUAUUUUGGACCUGGCACCUUUCUGUUCUGCUUCAUGCAAGAAUGUAAAGGAAGAUAAAUCUGUGCUAUACAGUCUAUAUGGCAUAGUAGAGCACAGCGGCUCUAUGAGAGGAGGACACUAUGCUGCGUAUGUGAAAAUCAGGAUGCCUUUCAAAAGAAAAAAUGAGAAUGUUGCUUGUCUUAAAAGUCCUAUUGGAAUAAAAGAGAGAGCUGGUGCAACAUCAAGUCAGUGGGUGUAUGUAAGCGAUACGCAUGUACAGAUGGUUUCAGAGUCUCGAGUUUUCAAUUCUCAAGCAUAUCUUUUGUUUUAUGAAAGGCUGCUGUAGCUGGACGUCUAAAAUACCCAUUGCAUUCUACAAUUCUCUCAGUUGCAGCAAUGGGAUAUAGACACAAUAAUGGAGCUGAUGUUGUUCUUCUGAAGAUUGUUACAGAAAACGGGUGCCGUGAUGAUAAACUACAUAAAGAAUAUGUUAUCCAGAAUGAAAACAAAAAGGACAAGAGCUUAUGUGCUACAUGAUAAGGAGACGGAGUAUGCUGUUCUUAUUAAGUCCUUAUGCUGCUUUAAUAUAUUGCCCUGCAAUUUUGAAUGUGCGGUUGAAAACUCUGCAGUUGUCAGUAAUUAACGAUUUAUUGAAAUCUCCUCGCUUCUGAAUUCUCCACUGCAUCGCUGCAAGGAUAGUGCAUAAGAGCAGCUAAUUCUACUUCAAGAUACUUUAUUUAGUAUUUAAAGGGACACUAAACAUAUUUUUUUUUCUUAAAUGAU